Molecule: messenger RNA, 3073 nt
Organism: Anthonomus grandis grandis
Lineage: Eukaryota; Metazoa; Arthropoda; Insecta; Coleoptera; Curculionidae
Product: programmed cell death protein 6
Exons: 5
Coding region: 342-875 (177 amino acids)
Molecular function (GO): calcium ion binding
Source: RefSeq, a predicted model, not a curated record
GAAUUUAUUUGCUUGUAGUUUUGCAACAUCGCGAUACAUUCGCUUUUUACAGUCUUUCUUUUCAUAUUUUUGUACUUUCAGGGAGUCAUAAAUGUUUUGAUGGCAAUUUCACAGAAUCAGACAAAACAAAUCAGUAAAGAAGGCGACAACUGUGACUAAACUUCUAAACCAGAGGUAAAUAGUUCUAAAGAACUCCAGAAGGCCGUUUAUAAAGGUUAAAAACACAGACCCAACCCUUGAAUCUUAAGAUCGGCUACAAUCCAAUCUGUACGGGAUAGAGGUUACUAAGAUCCAAGCCGUUUUCUCUCCAUUAGAUAGAGUAGUAUAAGAUUUAAACCAACAUGAGUUUCAGCUCUCCAAUGCCUAGUAGAGAGUUUCUUUGGGAUGUCUUUCAAAGAGUUGAUAGAGACCGAAGUGGCCUUAUUAGUGCUGACGAACUUCAAAUUGCACUUUCAAAUGGUACAUGGAGUCCCUUUAAUCCAGAGACUGUAAGGCUUAUGAUAGGUAUGUUUGACCGACAUAACAAAGGCCAAAUAGGAUUUGAUGACUUUGGUGCCCUAUGGAAGUACGUUACAGAUUGGCAAAACUGUUUUCGGUCAUUUGAUAGAGAUAACUCAGGAAAUAUAGAUAGAGAUGAGCUGAAGACUGCGCUUACUUCGUUUGGAUAUAGAUUGUCUGAUAAUUUAAUAAAUAUCAUGGUCAGAAAAUUUGAUAGGCAUGGCAAUGGAACUAUUCUAUUUGAUGAUUUCAUUCAAGCCUGUAUUGUUUUACAUACGCUUACAUCGGCAUUUAGGCAAUAUGACACGGAUCAAGAUGGAUAUAUUACUAUACAUUAUGAACAAUUCUUAAGUAUGGUGUUUGGCUUAAAAAUUUAAGAAUUUGUCUUUUUGUGGCUCUCAAUAAUGUCCUAUUUGUAAUAUUAGACCAUGGCAUUUACUAAAUGAUUCUAUACUUUCGGGUAAAUUUUUUUCUUUGUGGAUCAUUAAGGCUGAUAUUUUAAAUCGACUAUGCUAGUAUGAAUAGAACACGUCAUAAACUUUUGAAAAUUAAUAAUUAGGAAGUUUCCUUUUUUUUUAUUUUUUCAUAAUAUAUAGUUCUGAACAUAUAAAAAAAAACUCUUUUUGAUUUUUGAAUUUUUCUAGAAAUAAAAUCUUUAAAAAUAAAAAAGUUUUUGCCUUCCAAAGUUUGAGAUGCCGCGGUGGCUCGAUGACGUCACCAUACACAAUAAUUAUUUAUUACAAACAUUGUCAGUUUUGAAGAUAACAAAACAAUUUGUUUAAAUUUGAAGUCUUAAGUUAAAGAGUAUGUCGAAAAAGAAAUGUCGAAGUUGUACGAUAUUUCUGACAUCCAAGGAAACUUCCUAAUUGAUGACGGAGGAAUAGAAUAUAAGAAAUAGAAAUUAGGAACAUCAGCUAGGCGCUUUUCGAAUAAGUAUAAAGAAGAAUAUUUACCUGAAUUUAUUAGAUUCGAUCUAUAUUUUCCUAAAUGCAUUGUUGGUCUAUGGGCUUCUACCUCAAAAUGUAAAUCCAAGACUCGAUACCUUUUGCUUUUAAGCUUUUGCUGACUGGUUAAAUUAUAAAUGCUCUUUUUUGAAAAACAUUUUAACACAGUGUUAAUAGGUAGUACUUAAUGUCUAUUUUUCUCCAAUAUUUAAUUCAAUGUUAAAGCUAUUAAGAGGGAAGUCUUACUAUUUUUUUAUUAUUCUUUUAAAGAUAAUAUGGAGGUAUAUUUGGACAAUGCCCACUAUGUAUAUUUUAUGUGUAUUUUAUUGACUUAAAAAAAAGUUUAAAUAUAUUAUUCAGCCACUUUAAACGUUUAAAAAACGUGGCGGUAAGUUAAAUUUAGUAGGAAUAACGAAAAUGACUAUUUAACCUGUUUGCAGAGCAUCUUUGACUGUGUCAAUUAUUUCAGUGUUUUUAUAAUUCAAGAAAAUCGUUAUAAGAAUCCAAUUAAGACAUGAUUGAAUCGUUAUCCGCAAUACUACAAUUAAAGCUAUUGAUUCUUUUUGUUUUGAUUGUGAUGCUUGACUUGCGCAAUUUGACAAAAUUAUUAUUAUUACAUUAAUAUUUGUAUGUUUCAUGAUAUGACAUUUUGUAUGUUUCAGAUAACUUUUUUAAAUAAUUAUUACUGAUAUUUGCUUUUCAAAAUAUAUGAAACUAAAUAAGAGAUAUUGUAUUGAUCUAAUAAUUUUUCUGCGUCACCUUUCACAUGUUCUUUGUCCUUUCCUAUCCUUCAAACUCCUUUCCCAGACCCUUCCCUACCCCUUGCCGGUAGUAGUUGAACGCCGGUAGCCAGGCCGGAUGCAUCGUGAGAGAGACGACAUCGUGCAUUUAGUAUUUGAUUAUUCUAUUCGGGUAUAUACCCGACGAUUUCUCGAAUUACCAUCUUGUUCUGGCUGAGUUCCCUAGUUCGAAGUUUGUUGCAUUCAUAAAGCUAUUGUUUGAAUAGGAGACAAUUAUUUAAGGUGAUGAUUAAAAUAUUUGCCAGUUAUACCUGUGGUCCUAAAGCCACUCAACUAUACUUAUACUUAAAACUUACAAGACUCUUUGACUUACUAGGUGACUUCUUCGGACGCUUUCAUCUAUUUUUAAAAGCUAGAGUCUGUUUUUGUCUUUCUCUCUAUUAAGUAAUUAAUAAGACAAAAAUAACAAUAAAUUGAGAACUGUUUUAUUUUGUUGCUUCGAUGUCACGCAUGUCAUAUUCUUGUCCCUUUAUGCAAAAACCUCAGUAUCUGUAAUUCACAAAUGUUACUAUAUACAAACUAUCUGUUUGAAAAUGAUAUUUCUUUCUUUCUCCUUCAAUUUAACUUAAACUAACUGAUUUUUAUUUUAAACUGCUGCUUUGUCUGCAUUACUGUCGGGUCGGAGAAUAUAAAGAAAAAAUCAACAAUAAUAAAAAAUUAUAUCUUAUUGGUAACAUAUAUUAUCAAGAAAAAAAGAAUAGGUUCAAAGGCGGUCAAAAAGUGGAUGGUUUGAAUCUCAGCUUUAAAAUAUUUACAUUUGAUUGGAUUUUAUAUUACACUGAAUUAUUUGAUUAUCAUUUCGAAUGUCAAAGAAAAAAUCGAUGAAUUUUC